Messenger RNA from Nilaparvata lugens (brown planthopper), 1859 nucleotides. Its product is annotated as mitochondrial glycine transporter. Lineage: Eukaryota; Metazoa; Arthropoda; Insecta; Hemiptera; Delphacidae. Gene Ontology annotation, molecular function: glycine transmembrane transporter activity. The transcript has 7 exons. Gene Ontology annotation, cellular component: mitochondrial inner membrane; mitochondrion. The record is from RefSeq and is a predicted model, not a curated record. Bases 333 to 1196 code for a protein of 287 amino acids. Gene Ontology annotation, biological process: glycine import into mitochondrion.
CCUCUCUGACCCUACCACCAGCGGACAUGAUAAAAUGCCAAUCGGGAUAAUUUAUAUAAUCAAUUCAUUGUAUAGAAAAAAUUGAUAAUUACAUUGGCAGCAUGUCAUAUAAGACGAUAGCCUUCUAAAAAGCUAUCAAAUUGAAUUGAACCCGCGAUUGGGAAGUUGCUCUCGUUACAGUGAACAGUGAUAGGAAGACCAAUAAGUUAUCGCGUAUUCGCUCUACGGAUUUGAACAUUUUGCAUAUUUCUGGAUUACUUCUGCGUUGUGACUAGUGUUCUUCGAGUUCUUACUGCAUCAAUUUUAAAUUUUUAUAAACUUUAUCCGUCAUCAUGGCUUAUGAAUCACCUCUAGUGAAAGCUUUCCUGGCCGGUUCCUUCUCAGGCACAGUAUCAACCAUCCUUUUCCAACCUCUUGAUUUGGUCAAAACACGCCUUCAGACGAGCCCAUCAACCGUCUACAAUGGACCUCGUCCAGUCAAUAACGGCGUAUUCCAUGUGGUGUCCUCAAUCAUCCAGAAGGAGCAAGUGACUGGCUUAUGGCGUGGAAUGAUUCCUUCGAUCUCAAGAUGUGUACCUGGAGUUGGCCUCUACUUUGCAUCACUGCAUUAUCUGAAAGGAGUUUUUGUUGGCAACGAUGGCAAGAAUAAGCCUUCAUCCAUUCAAGCUAUAUUGAUUGGAAUGACUGCUCGAAGCAUCAGUGGUGUCUGCCUUAUUCCAAUGACUGUAAUCAAGACACGAUAUGAGAGCGGUCACUACAAAUACACCAGUAUCCCCUCAGCUGCGCUGCAGAUCUACCGGCAGGAGGGGGCCCGAGGCCUGACCUGUGGUCUGCUCCCCACCCUGGCUCGCGACGCCCCCUUCUCAGGCAUCUACUUCAUGUUCUACUCGCAGCUGCAGGCGCUGGUGCCGGCCGACAUGACACAGUGCCAGUCGCUCGCUAACUUCGGGUGCGGGGUGGCUGCCGGCAUCCUCGCGUCCACUGUCACUCAGCCCGCUGACGUCAUCAAGACCAAGAUGCAGCUCUAUCCAAACAAGUUCGCGUCGCUGCCGGGGGUGCUUGUCUACGUGCAUAAGAAAUAUGGAAUCAAAGGAUACUUCAAAGGACUUGGACCAAGAAUGCUCAGGAAAACUCUGAUUGCUGCUAUGGCUUGGACUCUGUACGAAAAGGCGACAGUGUCCAUGGGGUUGAAGUGAGAUAGUAGAUUGCACCUGUAGUUUGCUGGAUUGGAAGUCCAUCAGAUGUUUCUCCUGUUUACAGCUUCAGCUGAAGCUUAACUACUUUCAGAAGUUUGCUACUGAAGAUAUAUUCAACUUCGCAUAAAAUCUAUCAAGAUGUGUCUUUGAAACAUCUCUGUAACAGCGAAAUACUAACUAUCAGGAAAUUUGUUUCUAGAAUAUUCUUGUUCACAAUUUUCUGCUCUGUUUGUUCAAAGAUGUUCUGAAUUAUUGCUGAUGUAAACAGUUCAUAAUUCAGUUCCAAACAAUGAAUAUGGAAAAUUACUUGUUGGUUUCUUUGAAUACUAAAUAAGUAUCUAAUUAGUAUACUAAAUUACUAUCUAAUUUUAGUAUACUAAAUUAGAAUUUCAUCUAAUACUAAAUUUGUCAUUGAAACUUGAAGUCGACAUUGGAGUGCAUUAGUUACAACAUGGAAGUUGCUUAAUGUUCACUUGCGAUGUAACUAUGAAAACAUUGAAAUAAUGUUUCAAAACAUUAGUAGUCAUAAAGUCCUCUGUAUGAAUAUUCAAUCACACUUGACUUACUAUUAGAAAUUUGAACAGUAUUAUUAUCUGAGUAUUACAGGUAAAAUUGCACAAAAUAAAUUUGAUAAAAUUUCAUUCAGAGCUCAAAUCCAAAAAA